AUGUCAGGCUCGGUCAUUAUCACAGGAGCAACCGGCUCUCUUGCUCUCGAGGCUGUACAGCAGCUUCUAUCCCAUCCGUCUCUCACCAUUGUCGGCACUGUUCGAAAUGCGGCGAGUUCUCCCAAAAGCGCACAUCUGACUCGCCUGGAGCAAAUCGCUGGUCAACAUCCUGCCGGCAAGCUUCUGAUCAAAAGUGUGGAUUUGAAUUCCCUUUCAGAAGUUCGGGCUUUCACAGAGGAGAUCGCGGGCUUGAUUGAAUCAAAACAGCUUCCUCCAAUUUGUGCAAUCAUCUGCAACGCAUUCACCUGGUCUUUGGAUGGUCAGCGCUUUUCGAACGAUCAGUAUGAAUCUACAUUUCAGGUCAACCAUCUUGCACACUUCUCCCUCGUUCUCAGACUUCUUCGGAAUGUGGAUCGCGAAUCGGGUCGAGUUGUCAUGCUGAGCUCUGAGGUUCACGAUCCCGAAGUUCGUAUCCCACUCUCCAAGCUGGGUGCGGAGCUUCCUUCGGAUGAUAACCUCGAGCUAUUGGUCAAGCCUGGUCCCGAAGAGACUGGGACCGAGCAUGACAUGGGCUGGCGCAGAUACGCGAAUAGCAAGCUGGCUAACGUCAUGCUCAUGCAGAGCUUGAAUCAGCGACUCCAACAGGAUCCGAUGCUUAACAGAAUCACAGUGACCGCCAUGGACCCAGGUGGUCUCGUCGACUCCCGAGCUCAUACCUCUCAACGUGGAAUUGUGCGAAUCGCGUUCAAGCUGUUUGCGAUCUCGCUUCCGAUUAUCAAUAUUUUUAGCUACAAGCUUCGCUCCAAUGCAGACUCAGCCCGUGACCUCGUCGCGCUGGCUAUCGACCCGAAAUACUCUUUGGUGAGAGGCCACUUUGACGGACAGACGCCAAACGCUGCCGCUCGGAUCAGUGAGAAUGAGGAGAAACGCGAAGCUAUAUGGAAUGCCUGCUGGGACUGGACUGGGAUGAACGAAGACGAGACCUGUGUUCCAAAACGGUGCGCAUGA
Molecule: messenger RNA, 1008 nt
Organism: Penicillium nucicola
Lineage: Eukaryota; Fungi; Ascomycota; Eurotiomycetes; Eurotiales; Aspergillaceae
Exons: 2
Coding region: 1-1008 (335 amino acids)
Cellular component (GO): mitochondrial outer membrane; endoplasmic reticulum membrane; lipid droplet
Molecular function (GO): 3-beta-hydroxysteroid 3-dehydrogenase (NADP+) activity
Source: RefSeq, a predicted model, not a curated record